AUGACUUUAUUAAUACUUAGUGUCAUAUUAGAAAAUCUUACAAGUCCAGAUGCAUUUGUAUGCGUAUGUAUUAUAGCAAUCAUUGGAGCUCUCACGCUGAACCUUUUGCAGUGUCACCGCACUAUUAUCAUGCUAAAAUCCAAUUGUCACCGGGAAAAGGAAUUUGCAAAACAAGCUGCUCAACAUACUAUUGAUAAACUAGAAUGUGCUAAAAGUACUGUAAAACAACGCCUUUACCAUCUCGAACAAAAGUGGAGGAGCACAUUCAAUACCAAAAGCAGUUUUUUUGAUACUACACCAAUGCCAGUACCAUAUCUGGAUGAGCUGGUUCGAAGAAUUUGUGAAAUCGACGUGCAUAUGGACCAACAUGUCGAGGGUAUAGUUGUGUCGACUCGCACACUGGCAUACGUGGUCGAGAAAUACACGUCAGAAUGGCUGUCAAUACACAAUGAUGUAGAAGAAAUAAAAGCAAUGGUAGCAGAAAAAGGAGAAUCUAAACUAUCUAUUGCUCAAGAAGAAAAGCUCGCCAAGAUUGUAAAAAAGUUGUAUCAUCCCCUUUUCAAAGAUAAGUUUGAGCAAUUCGUGAUAGAUAAUACACACUCGUCUAUUGAAAACUCAUGUAUCGAAGUGGAGGAAAAGAUUCGAUUUGUCGAAAACGCAUUCAUUUUCAAAGAGCGAUCCAAGAAAACUACAUCAAAAAAAUCAGCUUGGUGGCCACUUUCAUCUACAGUAUAUUGUACAGUAAAGCACACAAUUUUAAAUAUUGGCCAUGGUGUAUUGGAGUAUGGUUUCCAUAAUAUACCUAUGGCCAAACCUACGGCAGAAAUGCUAGGAAUAUCGGUAGGGUUGGACAGUCCAACUCCAGAUCAACAGCUUGCAAAUCAAAUGGAAAGUUAUCGUCUAGUGCUGACUGCUCACAAGGAGCGAUUGGAAGCUAUUUAUCAAACCAGAUCUCAGUUUAAAAUAAUGGUUGAUGCUGCAAUUGUUGCAACACGUGUCCAUUCGGAAGCAUUACUCAAAGCAAGUAAUCCAGAUUUGGCAAAAAAGGUAUGUGUACCUCCACGAAAACAUGAGGGUCCAUGGCAGCUACGAUACUCUGGUUCAUCAACAAGUUCAUUUCAGUUUUCGUAUGUUUCAGACAAUGCAACACCGUCAGUUUGUUAUGAUCCUGCUUUAGAUGGCAUAUUAGAGGUAAGCGACAAGCAUGCUAUGCCAUCACCAGCAAUUCAAUCAUCCGAGUCUAAAGUAGAUCGAGCUAUUCGGAUACAACAAAGUGGGUCACUAUUUUCAACCUCCAUGUCACUGGCGUUUAAAGUAAUGGGUCAGAUUCAAAACACGAUUGAUUGUCUUUUCUUCAAAUCCAUUAGCAGGCAUACAUUGUGGGCCAUGCCAAUCAUUACAGAUAUUAUCAAAUCCAUUACUGAUAUAGUUUCAUGCACAAUCUGGCCAACAUAUUGUCACAAAGACCUAACUGGUCCAAAACAAGAUCAAGAAUAUCAAUCUUUUUUAAACUCUGCUAUACCAACCAUAUCUUCAACUAGCUCUAUAGUUAACCGCAGUGAACUAUCGAUCUCCACCACCACUGCGACAUGA
Molecule: messenger RNA, 1593 nt
Organism: Batrachochytrium dendrobatidis JAM81
Lineage: Eukaryota; Fungi; Chytridiomycota; Chytridiomycetes; Rhizophydiales
Exons: 2
Coding region: 1-1593 (530 amino acids)
Source: RefSeq, a predicted model, not a curated record